Messenger RNA from Arctia plantaginis, 594 nucleotides. NCBI's taxonomy places the organism in Eukaryota, Metazoa, Arthropoda, Insecta, Lepidoptera, Erebidae. The record is from the annotation of a GenBank genome assembly.
AUGACACCAAAAUUAUCCGCCCUUGUCCUCAUAUUUACACCAGCAUCAGUAUUCGCCCAAUUCUCUGGAGACUCCCUCCGACCAGAUGUCACCUUCAACGAUUACAAUGAUAGGUUCGAUCUCACAUCCAUGAUACAAGACUCAAAUAGAAUGUAUCAACAAGACCCUCAAGCUCCAGAAGACGAAGAAAGUAGAAGAAGUUUGAAGAGUAAUGAGGAACAAAACGGUGUUCUAGAAUUUCUGACUGCUGAUAAACCAAGAAAAUCAGCUCGAAGGUCUGAUAAUGAUUUUGCUUAUCAUGAUAGAAUGGAUAGCAACGAAGGUGGAACAGUGAUGGAGUAUGAACAGAAUCUCAAGCAUUUUAUGAAUGAUGAUAAUUUGAAAAGCUUCAUAAGAAGUAGGAGAAUGAGUGAAGAUAGAAUGAAAAACUAUGUACAGAGUGAGAAACUUAAUGCAUAUAUUAAAUAUCUUCACAACGGUAGAGAAGAAGGAAGAAGAAGAGACGGUUCUGGUAACGAAAAGGAUUUGUUGAUGCAUUACGGUGUUCCUUUUGUGAUGCAUGUAGAUGGUUAUCUUAAAGUACCCUUAAAUUAA